Tilletiaria anomala UBC 951 is the source of this 2456-nucleotide messenger RNA. RefSeq names its product TPR-like protein. Lineage: Eukaryota; Fungi; Basidiomycota; Exobasidiomycetes; Georgefischeriales; Tilletiariaceae. The coding region runs from base 226 to 2394 and encodes 722 amino acids. Gene Ontology annotation, biological process: protein import into peroxisome matrix, docking. The record is from RefSeq and is a predicted model, not a curated record. The transcript is spliced from 4 exons. Gene Ontology annotation, molecular function: protein binding. Gene Ontology annotation, cellular component: peroxisomal membrane; cytosol.
UCAAUGUCUGCAUUGUUGCUCAGAGCAGCCUCACAGGGUUGCCAUCAGACUAUUGGACGCUUCAGAGUCCAUUGCUCGCUCUCCCUUUCUCUCUCCGCUAAAGGGCUACAGGUCCCAUCAACGCAUGACCUCCGCAUCGGCAUUUGGAUAUAAGCACAUCUCAACUCAGCAGCCUCGCCUCUUUCCUCCCCGCCUAUCCAGAACCGCUGGUGAAGAGGGGUAAAGAUGACAUUCCAGUCAAUGCUCUCCGGUGCUGAGUGCGCGACCGGCUCGAGCGCUCUCAACCAACUCCUUAAGCACACCCAGGAUGAUCGCUCGUUGCAGCAAGAUCGCUUGCAAGGCGGGAUUGGUAUUGCCGGGCCUUCGGGCUUCCGCACUGCACGCAACGGCGUACCUGGAGGCUCGGGCGGGGGCGCCGCUGAAUUUUGGCAGCAACAGCAGCAGCCUGCAAGCAGCUCAGGAGGCACAUUCGACCUCGGUGACAUGAAGCACCACAUGGACGCCAUGCGAUUUAGCAGGCCGCCAGCAGCUGGCGUCGCAGUAGGUAUCACACCUGCGGAUAUGAACGCAGCAUUCAAGCCGCCUGGUGCGCAAUCUUCCAUGCCACCGCUUGCAGCCGCUCAAGUUUCGUCAACUGCGACUGGAUGGCACGAGCAGUUCCAGCGUCAUCAGCAGCAUCAGCGUCUAGGCAACCCAGCGGGCGGCGGUGGCGGUGGCGCACCAGGCAUGGAGCAGAUGGCUGGCAUGCAUAGACAUACCAUGUCCAGCUUCUCUUCCGGUAUGGGAAUGGGAAUGGGCCUUGGUGGUAUGACUGGCAUGUACCAGCGCCCCAUGAGCUCGCUCAACCAGCAACAAGAGCAGCUGCAGCCGCAAGUGCAGUCAUCACGCUUUGUCGAGCUCGAUGAUGCCAAGUGGGAGGAGCAGUUCGCCAAGCUGGACGCUGAACAUCAAGCUCCAGCAACGGACAAGGGCAAAGGCAAGGUCAAAGCGGAAGAGAAAGGGGAGGAGCAACUCUCAGAGGCAGACCAAGAAGCUCGAAUUCGCAAAGCCCUGGACGACCUGGAAAGGGACGUCACGAUCGAUGGUAAGGAGGCGUCCGAUCGCUUCGAGGAGCUUUGGAACAGUAUGCAUUCGCCCAAUGCCGACAAGUCCAGCAGCGCUGAUGCGGACGCAGAGCUUGCCAAGUGGGAGGAAGAGCUGCUGCGCAAGAAUGGCAUGGGUCACUUUGGCUUCAACCACCCUGGUGGCGGGCUCGGUCCAGGAGUCGCCGGCCUGGAGGAAACUGGCGGUUUGAGUGGCAUGGAGGAGCGACUGAUGAAUAGCUUCGGAUCUGUCGGCGCGGAUGGCUUCCCCAAGCUUGGAGAGUACCGCUUACAAGAGCAAAACCCUUUCGCCGACCAUGCCAACCCUCUCGCCGAGGGCUUGCGACUCCUCUCCUCGGGAGGCUCCCUCGCAGAUGCGGCACUGUUUUUUGAAGCGGCCACGCAGCGCGACGUCCAAGGCGGCUCUGGUGGAGAGCAGGGUGAAGUAGACCGCAGCCGGCGUGAGCGCAGUGAGGCCUGGAGACGUCUCGGCGAGGCGCAGGCGAUGAAUGAGCGCGAAAUUCCGGCCAUCAAAGCGCUCGAAGAAGCCAUCAAGAUCGACGAGAACAAUCUCGAGGCCUACAUGUCGCUUGCCAUUUCGUACACCAAUGAAGGAUACGAUGCAGCUGCGCACGCAACGCUUGAACGCUACAUUCAGCGAGCCUAUCCGCACAUUAAAGCCGCUCCGCUGCCAGAUGCGAUCAAUGGCCAAGCGGACCCAAUCGAAGGGACAGCCGGCAACCCAUGGGCCUCGCUCAACCGCGUCACAGACAUGUUCUUGGCUGCCGCUCGCGAGGGCGCCGCAAAGGGCACGAUCGACCCGGAGGUGCAAGUCGGCCUUGGAGUGCUGUUCUAUUCUAACAGUAGUUACAACCAGGCAAAGGACUGUUUCGAGUCGGCGCUCCAGGUCCGGCCGAACGAUUUUUUGCUCUGGAACAGACUCGGCGCCACGCUCGCGAAUGGCGGCAAGCCAGAGGAGGCGAUCGAGGCAUACCAGAAGGCAUUGGAGCUACGGCCUACUUUCACCAGGGCGAUCUACAACUUGAGCGUCUCCUGUCUAAACCUUGGCGCUCACCACGAGGCAGCAGAGCAUCUCCUCGCCGCGCUCGCUUUGCAGCAAAGCCACGCUCUUCCUGACGUGCCGACUGGCCAAGAACCAUCGCCGACACCGCUGUCUGAAGCGCAGGAGAGCCAGAAUCUGUGGUCCACCCUGCGGAGGAUUUUCCUCGGAAUGGACCGCAUGGACCUGGCCCAAAAGGCCCAUAUUGGCACCAACCUCAACGAGUUCAGGCAGUCUGGCUUUGAAUUCUGAUCGUACACUCAAUGACUGGCGUGUUGUAGAGCAGUAAAUAAUACAUAAAACACGGGAAAGCA